Molecule: messenger RNA, 1011 nt
Organism: Stylonychia lemnae
Lineage: Eukaryota; Ciliophora; Spirotrichea; Sporadotrichida; Oxytrichidae
Source: the annotation of a GenBank genome assembly
AUGGAAAAGCAUAUCAACAUUGAAAGCUAAAAAGUGCAACGAAACUUUGAAGAAGAAAUUCUGAAUACCGAAAGUGAUGAGCAUAUUUACUAAGUAUCAGAUAUCGAAAAGUGGCUUAACGAAGCUAAAACAAUUGCAGAGGACAACAUACGAGACCUAGAGCAAUAAAAUCAGUGUCUUCAAAACGAACAUGAUCAAUUAAAUAAGAUUGAGUUUGAUAUAUACAACUUAGACACAGUUUUAUUAAUGGAUCGAGAUUUAAGAAAGGCAUUCAUCAAUGAAGAAAUAUCAUAGAAUGAUAACUAUAUUUACAGAUUUUAGUCUGAACUUUAGGAAAUCUAAACAAAGAUGGCAAAUAUUGAAAGAUUAAAAACUGACAUUAGAGAAAAUCCUGGCUAUAUCUUCAGAUAGCUUGAUGGUACUAAGUUAAAAUAGGUCUUUCUUACUUUAAAGUAAUAUAAACAAAUGUAUAUAGACUACUUACUGGGAAGGAGAGGAUACAAUGAUAAGAAUAAAUAAAACCUAUUUAGUGUCAAUAAAUAUGAGGAUUAAAGUUUGAAAUUUGGUUUUAAUUAGUAAUCGCAAAAUGAUUAUUAAUCAAAGCAUGAUUAAGUUUAAUCAAAGGCUUAAUAGAACUACCACAUUAAUGCUUUUGAAAUUGCUUAGCAAAAACAUGAAUAGAGUAUAAAUCAAAAUCAAGACAAUAAUCACAUUCAAUUAGCAUCAAUAGAUUAAAAGAUAGUAAGUUUUUAGGUGGAACUGGACUUAUAGAAAGAAAAAAUGAACGAAGUAUUUGAAUUUAUUGAUAAAUUUGAAGGAGAUAAUAGUCAGUAAACAUUAGUGCAAGUAAAGAAAUACGAAUUGACAACUAUAAGUAAAGGCAUUUAAAGAUAAGAAAAUAUGUUAAUAAAGCUCUAAUUAGAAAGAGACAAGCUUAUAAGAAUUUUAGAUGCAGCUAAAGUUCAAAGAGAAUGUGAAUAGGAAAAUCGUAACCGUAGAUAUUACAUUUGA